Molecule: messenger RNA, 6426 nt
Organism: Dendroctonus ponderosae (mountain pine beetle)
Lineage: Eukaryota; Metazoa; Arthropoda; Insecta; Coleoptera; Curculionidae
Gene: Smg6
Exons: 26
Coding region: 53-5191 (1712 amino acids)
Biological process (GO): nuclear-transcribed mRNA catabolic process, nonsense-mediated decay
Cellular component (GO): telomerase holoenzyme complex
Molecular function (GO): protein binding; telomeric repeat DNA binding; telomerase RNA binding
Source: RefSeq, a predicted model, not a curated record
UUCACGGAUUUUUUUUGGAGGACUUGGCAAUCAUCCAAGCAAUGUCUAGCCGAUGCGUCAAAGUUGUCACAAUUCACAUGUCAUGGAACUCAUGGAUGAUCACAAAAAGGAAAUAGAUGCAGAUUUUAUUGUGGUGCAAAGGAAGAAUAUGAGACGUGGGAAACCCCAGCAAGAACUGUAUAAACCUGGUAGCGGCAGACUGCGACGCUCAGACACUGGAUCAGAAACUGGAAGCGUCCAGAGCUUACACAGUGAUUACCGAUUCAACGACUAUUCAGACAAAUUGGACGACAGUGCCGAUCGAAACAGAGAUCAGCAAAGAAGAGCGAAGAAGCCAGAAAGAGAGUUCUAUGUACCCAGGGUUGUCGCUGAGGCUAGGGGACAAUCAAGUCCUCAAAGUUGUGCGCCAGACUCAGGAAGCCUGAAUGGUACAGACAAUUCUUAUGAGAAAAUGAAUCGAUCGAAGAGGUACUCUAGCAAUAGAGCACGUGGAGACAACAACGGCGUCAGGAGCAAUAAUCAAAAUGAGUGGAGAGAUAACUCUCCUAAUAGAAGCUAUAGAAUGGAUUCGGAACAACGAAGGAACAAAUCCCCCAAUAGGAGCUUUAGAAUGGAAUCUGAACCGAGGGGUGGAUUCGGCAAUAAUUCUAAUUGGAACCAAGACAUCGAUCGUAACCGAGAACGAGACACUCGAAGUGUCGAACCGACGGGCGUGGGAAAUCGCAACAAUUGUGAUGGGCCAAAAUUUCUGCCAAAACCCCCAAGCGGUCGAAGGCAUAGCAGUACCGGUAAUUUCCAACACAAUAUGAAUAUGAAAAUGUUCGAGCAGUUGGCACCCAGAUUUAGGAAGAAAUUCCUACAGGAAAAAGGCAUGGCUUUGGACGAUGCCGGAUGGGACGGAAACAGUUCCGUUUAUCAGUCGAAUAAUUCGCAACAACACAACCAGCAAAAUUCAAGCUUCCAUUCUCUGGACGUCUACAGCACUCUACCUCAUGCAAACGCUACCUCAACUUACAAUUCAAAUUCCAACUACCACACGUUGCCUGGAAAACCGCGCGGAAGAGGUCGCUAUAGCUAUCAUGAGCCUGAAUUUCAGCCUGGUCCAGCGUUUAGAUCGAUUACUCCCGAUCGAUCAAGUGUAGGAAGAAGUCCGGCAAGUUCACGCCCAGGUACUCCGACAAGACGGUUUGAUAAUAGUAGACCGCCUAAUCAUCCCCCAAGUCGCUCACAAACUCCUGUGAAUCAUUAUCAGGAUGACAAUAGGCAUGGUGGUGAUGUAUGGGGAGAUCGAAAUGGCCGACGGGGUGCAGCGAAUUCAAACGUUUUUGAUCGAACUGGAAGUAGAGCAAGCGAGCCCAGAUAUUCUGACAACAGAGAACGGGAUCAGAGAAACAAUGACUUUAACCGCCGAAGAGACGACGAUAACAAUAGACUAGAUAGAAGACAUGAAGCGGAUAGAGAGAAUGAUAGAUUUGAUAGAGGACGAAAAGAGCAUCAUAGAAAGGGUGACAGAAGAAAAAAGAGUGGCCGAGAUAUGAGAGGGUCGAGUAGAGAUCUUCCCAGGCCCAAUUCUAGGGAGUCCCAUAUGAAUAGUACAAAUAGUACUUUUGCUAGUGAUGUGGAAGGUACACUAAUGACAAGCACAAACGAUCCUUCUGAGUUCAAUCAGCCCAGACAGGAUCAAGCCGUAAUAAGCAGCUCACCAGCAGAAAGCCUUGAAAUUGAAGUGGAGUUUAAGCCAAUAGAUACGAACGUAACUUUCGAUUGGAACGAAGAGAUUGAACUGAGUAAGCUCGAGGCAGCUGCCAAAGCGAUGACUAGAAGUUCUUCGGUGGCUAGUUUGCAGGAUGUCAUUUCUAGGUCAAUGCCUGCUUCAGCUAGUGUCUCCACUAAUGUGAAAAAUAAAAGGAGGAGUGGACGGAGAAAAAGUAAGCAGAGAGGCGGCAUUGAUUAUUUGGACAAAACUCUGGCUCAUCAAAAUGACUCGUUUCGCGGAGGAGACAUUCGGGAUAGAGAUUUCAAAGUUCCUCAUGAUUCUGGUUCAGGUCGGCAUGGUCGACGUAGACGAUCUUCUCGUGACACGAGAGAUGUGAGUUUUGACCGGUUUCAUAACAAAUCUCGCGGACCGAGCCGAGAAGUUAGCUUUGAUCGAUCCCAGUCUGGGCAAACUGGCAAUUGGAGAGACGAAAUAAUAAGAAGCCGACAAAAUUCGGAACGAGAAGGUUCCGUUAUGAAUAGCAGAAUAAGUUCAGAUCGCAGUCGACAGAACUCAGAACGCGAUGAUCACAUUUCGAUAGAUAUUCCUAGCAAAAAAGGUGGUCUGCUGGUUUUGCCAUCAGCCAAAUCGCCGGAAUCCUCUCAGUCAUAUACUGAACGACCGAAAUUCCCUGAAAUCCAACAUGUCACGCCUGCUGCACAACAAAAAACUCUGUUUGAUCCCAAAAAUCCUAACAAACCGAUUCUUGUCAAAUCUCCGGGAAGUAGAGUGUCAGCUCCUGGUUUUACCGAAAGUUCGACCGAAGCCCCCAAACUCUACAUGACUGAUUCUAGUGGAAAAUCGGUACCUAUUUGGUACAAUGAACAGAGUGAAGAUUUCAAAUCGAGUAAUUUCAAAGAGUUCCUUCGGGACAUAAAGCGGGCAGACUUUGAGCUCCAAUACAUAAUGGACAGCGGCCUACUAUUGGUCAAUUACGAUGCAGUGGAUAAUUUGAGGCAGUUUCUGAAGCGCGCUCUAGAAUUUAUGCUGUGUAAAGCUAUCAAGUUUUGCCAAACCGAGAACGUCGAACAGCAUAUUUGGAAAAUUCUCUACUACAAUAUCAUCGAGGCUACUAGAAAGGCCAUGGUAGAUGAUCCCGACAACAAACCUAAAUAUAAGAAAUUCCUGCUGAAUAUUAUCGACGAGGGUACCAAGUACUUUGAACGGCUAGUGGGCAUUCUGGAAGAUACGUUCAACUUCAAAGUGGCUAAUUACACAGGGAAUAAUGCCAUGGCACCACAUAAAGGUUCAGGGAACGCCAGGCUGGCCUUGAUUUCAACACAAAAAAUUUUCCUUUUUUUGGGUGACCUGGGUCGAUACAAGGAACAAGUGAACGAAACCACUAACUACGGCAAAUGUAGGCAGUGGUACAUCAAAUCGCACGAAAUUAAUCCCAAGAAUGGAAAACCGUACAAUCAAUUGGCUGUUUUGGCUGUUUAUUCAAGAAGGAAAUUAGACGCUGUAUACUACUACAUGCGUAGUUUGAUGUCAUCAAAUCCCGUGCCGUCUGCAAGAGAAUGCCUGGUUUCGUUGUUUGAUGAAAAUAGAAAAAAGUAUCUCCAGCAGAUAUACUAUGAGCAAGGGGAGAAAAAGCGCCGCGAAGAACGUCUAGAACGUCAGCGUCAGCACAUGAAGCAGAAGGAGUCUGAGGAGAAUGGUGCUGCAAACAGCCUCAGGAAGGAGACCUGGAUCCGUCCUGAUGGAGGCCGACGCUUACAUAGAACCACUAAAGCGUUGGAAGACUAUCUGCGCGACUCUGAGGAGGAGGACUUGGCUGCGUUAAGUAGCGUAGAGGUUAAUAAGAGAUUUGUCACCAGCUAUCUACACGUUCAUGGAAAGUUAAUAACCAAAAUUGGAAUGGAAAGCUUCCAAGAUGCAGCCAUGCAGAUGCUGAAAGAGUUCCGAGCGCUUUUGCAACAUUCUCCUGUAUCGCUGCCCUGCAACCGAUUCCUCCAACUUUUGGCCCUGAACAUGUUCGCCAUCGAGAGUACACAGCUUAAGGAUUCCAGUAUUGAGCAAUCGGCCGGUUACCGGUCCGAGCUGCAGGAACGCGCUCUCAUUGUCUCCCUACAAAUGUUCAAUCUGAUUCUGGAGCGCUGCCUUUCGAUCCUUCAGGAGCACUGUACCGCCAACUGUGAGCAGGAACAGUCUGGAACGAUGCUGGAUUCGUUGCCGCAUGAUGCAAAUGUUCUACUGCCCGCCAUCAAAAUUUGGUGCGAUUGGAUGCUAUGCCAUACUGCCGUUUGGAAUCCUCCGCCUAGCACUCACGACUUCAAAGUAGGGCCAUCGGGUGAUCUUUGGUCCAGACUGGGACUCUUGAUGAACAUUCUGGAACGCAUAGCUCCCGAUCCAUCCGAGGUGUUUGUCAACGAACCCAAAGAAGAUCACGUGGUCGUUCGGUUGCAGGAAGAUGUUACUCUGAGCGGAUUUACGCCGCUAAUACUACAUGACCCAAAAGUAACGUUUGCACCCUCUAGUUUUGACUUUGAGACUGCUCAGCUGAAAUUGCGCAUCUCCAAGCUGUUGUUCUUCGGCACGGUUUUUCUCUGCGGCCUGGAACCGCCCGUACUGAAGCUGGAAAUCGAAGAUGAUAGAAAGGAGUACGUGUCUGUUGUCUGUACCGAUCGUGGGCAGGAUUCGCCUCGUGAAGAAGCUGCCUUGACUAGAAGUGAUGAGUUUCUGUUGGAAACAUUCAGUGGCGACGAAGAAGAGACGUCGGAUGCAAAUACCGAUCUUAUAAAAGCUGAGCUUGCGACUGAUGCGUCAGCCGAAAUCCAGGAUCUGCUCCACAGGAAAUUGGAGCUGGAGGAGAAGAAUCGGAAGCAAGAACUUCACCAGCACCGUGUAAUGAAAAUUUUGAGUCAGUCCAUAGUGAGUGUGCACGUAGAGAUCAGACCCAAGAACCUCGUUCCAGACACCAACUGUUUUAUCGACCACUUAGAUAGCAUUUGCACAGUAACUAAAUCGCACACCUACACGCUAAUGGUGCCUAUCGUAGUUCUCAGCGAACUAGAAGGGCUUAGCAAAGGCACUUCCUCUCCAUCAGCGAGAGGUAAGGUUUCCCCCAGUCCUGAGCACGUGCAAAAAGUGGCUCAGGCUUGCCGCUCAGCGCUGGAUUUCCUGAAGAAGCGCCAUCCGUCUAUAAAGUGCGUGACGACCAAAGGCGCGCUUCUAACCACCACCAACUUUAGUACUGAGGACGAUUCCACUUGGGACGCCACCCUAAAGAACGACGACAAGAUUCUUGCCACUUGUUUGAUGCUUUGCAAGGACCACAGCAAGGAACAGGCCGAGCCCAAGAAUGAGCCUCGACAUCUGUUCCGAGAGGUGGUUCUCCUAACCGAGGACCGGAACCUGAGGGUGAAAGCGCACGCUCGAGAUGUGCCGGUUCGGUCGCUACCCGAUUUCAUGCGAUGGGCAGGUCUUGGUGGUUGAAAGUUCGUCUAAUCAGGUUAGCGAUCGCCCAAGCCGCUGACUCGUGGAUGUGAUCUUCUGAGCUGAACGAGGUUUAAGUAUGGAAUCUGGCGAGGUGAACCGAAUUAACUCCUACAAUAAGCAAAAAUCAAAUUAAGCUAAUUUAAUAAUUUAAGGUUUAUCGUUUUUAUACGUUUAUUACUUAUACAUUACAAGACAAGAGAAGCCAUAACUGAAUUUUUAUUUUAUUAUAUUAUUUUUUAGAUAUUAUAUAUAUAUUUCUUAACAUCGAUUAGGUUUUAUGUGCUUGGUUGACAGGAAAUGGAUAACAAUCCAUUUUGAACUGAACUCUUGUGCUUGUACAUAUAGACAUAGUAUAUAAUAAUUGAAAUAAUGUUGUUUGACUGAUAGCACUACCCACGGUCAAUUAAUUCUUAGAUGAAAUUAGUGCGAGUUAAUUAAAAAAGGUAAUUGAUAUCAAUAAUUUUUCAUACUUAUAAUUCUUAUUUAUAGUUAUCAGAUGCAUGCAUACCUGCAUAUCAGAUUGACCUGGUUUUUUCUGAUUUGAAUCGGUGUAUGACUACUAUUUUAAUAAUUCACGAUAAAACCAUAUUACCUCGUAUUAUAUCAGUAAUAACCUGUUUUUUGUCAAUAUUAUUUAAAAAGGCUGAGUUAAUUCUACAAGAUUUGCGAUUAUUCAUUAACCCGAAUAAUUAGUCGAUUGUGAGUAGCGUUUUUCAAUAGAACAACAUUCUCUAGAUAUCAUAAUCUGAUCAGUAGAAAUACUUUUGGUAUCUACUGCAUACUGCUAUUUUUAGUUACUCUUAUUAUUUAGUAAAUAUAGUUAUUCUGUACUUAUUUUUAGAUAGUUAUUAAUCGUUUUAAUACCUUUUCGACAUGUGAUUUCGCAGCGAAUCAACUUUCUGGCUUUGUUUUAUUGUAUUCGUUUUAAACAUUUAAUAUAAAUCACUACGACAGUACCUGAUAAAUGUGUGUUUAGCUUACAUUAACCAACAAAGUUGUACAAUAUAAUAAACAUAAAACAGGAAAGAUUGAAUUGCAUUACGGCAUAUUUAGAUAGUUAAUUGAAUUUUUAGAUUAAGCAAGGUGUCCGUUUAACGAGGCUUAAGUAUGGAAAUACAUAUGCAAGGACUGUCUUGUACUAUGCGCUAAGCCUUCUUGUUCAGUCCAGAGUGAAAGACUUCGAACGUUAUGCAAGUUUAGAUGACAGAAAAUAAUAAAACUGAUCCAGUGAA